GGAUUUUCUAGACACUUUUAAACAAGAAAACAAACGACAGUCGACAACAAACAAAUGUUCAUGUACGUAUUGUUAUAUGAAACUACUUACUAAUGAUGAGUGACAUCAGCAGUGUUGAAGAUAUGUUUAAAUUAUUUACAGAUAGAACUUUUAAGGGAUAUGCUUUUAUUCUACCUUCUGUAUCUGUGGGAAAUGUAGGUCAGUUAGCAAUGGACUUGGUGUUGUCUUCACUAACUGCAGUGAAGAUAGGUUAUGUUUUGCACCCGGCGAUACUUCCCGUUGUAGGCAGUGAUCCGUAUGAUUUGGAGUCAAGUUCUUUAAUGAUAAGCUGUGAAAUAUUCGUCGUGGAAGAUAAAAAGUUGAUUUUGAUGCAGAUUCGCUCUCCGCUCAUCAAGACAUUUAGAAAUGACUUUCUGCUGAAACUUCUAAAAUGGAUUCAGAAGAUGGAGCUCUCACCAGUUUUCAUUUUGACAAGCAGCCAUGAAUACGAGAGGAAUGACGAACAGAUUCGUGGGACACCACUGCGUUUCCUGAUGACAGCGGACUUAUUUUCAAAACAUGAAGAGACCAUUGCCAAGUUGGGCUGGAAAGAGUUGGAGAAGCGUGGAUGUCCAGACCUCACAUCACAAGAAAAUCAUCCAGAGGAGGCCUACAUUCCAGGUGGAGGGUUCGCAAAGUUGUUGUUUGAUACAUGUGCCUUUCAGAAGAUUUCUUCGGCAGUUUUACUGAAAUUUUGCUCAGAAGGUGAUAACAUUCCAGAUGCAGUUUUGCUCGCAAACUAUUUAAAUGAUCUGAUUAGGCUAGUGCCUGAAGGAACGUCUUCAGUGGAUCGUUGGCAUUUCCCGCCAUCGUGGAAACAUCUCUUUGGAAAUGCACCGGACAGAGAAUUGUAUUAACUAACAUUUUUGUACUUACCCUUUAUCUUUGUAUUGUUGUAAUAAAAUAGUUAAAAUUAA
Molecule: messenger RNA, 956 nt
Organism: Bacillus rossius redtenbacheri
Lineage: Eukaryota; Metazoa; Arthropoda; Insecta; Phasmatodea; Bacillidae
Product: proteasome assembly chaperone 2
Exons: 1
Coding region: 93-896 (267 amino acids)
Biological process (GO): proteasome assembly
Cellular component (GO): cytosol; nucleus
Source: RefSeq, a predicted model, not a curated record